Saccostrea cuccullata (small rock oyster) is the source of this 984-nucleotide messenger RNA. RefSeq lists its product as uncharacterized. Lineage: Eukaryota; Metazoa; Mollusca; Bivalvia; Ostreida; Ostreidae. The record is from RefSeq and is a predicted model, not a curated record. The annotation marks the transcript as partial. The transcript is spliced from 3 exons.
CAUUCUCCACACUCCCUCACUCUCUCUCUCCCCACUUCCUCUCUCUCCCACUCCCUAUCUCCCAUUCUCUCCCACUCUCCCCACUCCCUCUCUCCUUCCCAUUCCCAAUCUUUUUCUCCCAACUCCCACUCCCUCUCCUCUCUCUUUCCCCACUCCUCUCUCUCUCUCUCCCUCUCUCCCAUUCUCACCACUCCCACUCCCUCUCUCCCACUCUCCCCACUCCCUCCCAUUCCCUCUCUCCCAUUCUCCCUACUCCCUCUCCUCUCUCUCUCCCCACUUCCUCUCCUCUCUCUCCCCACUUCCUCUCUCUCCCACUCCCUAUCUCCCAUUCUCUCUCUCACUGCCAUUCCCACUCCCUUUCUCCCAUUCUCCCCACUCCCACUCCCUCUCCUCUCUCUCUCUCCCCACUCCUCUCUCUCUCAACUCCUCCACUCCCUCCCAUUCCCACUAUCUCUCUCCCAUUCUCCCCACUCCCUCUCCUCUCUCUCUCCCUACUUCCUCUCUCUUCCACUCCCUAUCUCCCACUCUCCCCACUCCCUCUCUCCCUCCCAUUCCCAAUCUCUUUCUCCCAACUCCCACUCCCUCUCCUCUCUCUCUCCCCACUCUCUCUCUCUCUCACUCCCUCUCUCCCAUUCUCCCCACUCCCACUCCCUCUCCUCUCUCACUCUCCCUUCUACUCUCUCUACGUCCCAUUCCCUAUCUCUUUCUCACUUCUCCAUAUCCCUCUCCUCUCUCUCUCCCCACUCUCUCACUUCCUCCUCCCACUCCCUAUCUCCCACUCUCACCCCACUCCCUCUCUCCCUCCCAUUCCCACUCCCUUUCUCCCAUUCUCCCCAAUCCCACACUCCCUCCCUCCCACUCCUCUCUCCCAUUCUCCCACUCCCUCUCUCUCUCUCUCUCUCUCUCUCCCCACUCUCUCUCUCUCUCUCUCUCUCUCUCUCUCUCUCUCACUCUCCCACUCCCUCUCUCGUUCCUGGGCAUUGA